Molecule: messenger RNA, 1816 nt
Organism: Notolabrus celidotus (New Zealand spotty)
Lineage: Eukaryota; Metazoa; Chordata; Actinopteri; Labriformes; Labridae
Gene: dand5
Product: DAN domain family, member 5
Exons: 3
Coding region: 582-1346 (254 amino acids)
Biological process (GO): determination of heart left/right asymmetry
Source: RefSeq, a predicted model, not a curated record
ACUGUGUAGAAAGUAAGCUGCCUCUAGGUGUUUGCUAAAGUUUGCUCCUGCUAGCUAGUCGGGGUCAUGUUUAGUUGUUUACAUAGUCAUGCCAAGUGAGUCUGCUUUAUUCAAGGGUUCCUCUCGUGCCUUUAGCAGAUUUGGACAGAUACAUUAGCAUGCAGAGUGGACUAACAUGCCACAAACAACAUGUUUGGUAUAGAAAGAAAGGUACUUUAUUGACCCCCAGGGGGGAAAUUCAUUUUCACUCAUGCUAUUUAUGGAAAUGCUACACAUACAGUUUUGUUGGUAUAUAAAUGCACACACAUGCAGUGAACAUGCUUAGGGAGAGAUGUCAGAUUGAGGAUACUACCGUCAACCAGUGCACCCAGAGCAGUUGGGGGUUCGGUGCCUUGCUCAAGGGCACCUCGGCAGUGCCCUUGCCCAGGCAAGUGAACCAGCACCUCUCCAGCCACCAGUCCACUUGCCAAACUUCGUCCAUACAGGGACUCGAACCGGCGAUCCUUCGGUUCCCAAGCCAAGUCCCUAUGAACUGAGAUACUGCCGCCCCUUCAACAGACUUUCCCUGUUUCUUUUCAAGAAUGGCUUCCCUGAUCGUUCUGGUCUUUCUUUCUUGUUGGACUCUGACUCUUACAUUCCCUCACAGCGCUUUUGACAACAUUUUGAAAAGGUCAAGAGUAGAUUUUGAAUCAUCAGGUGGUGGACCAGAUGAACCUGUCAGAGGAAUAGUGAAGGUGGUGCAGCUAGACUCUCAGUCCCUGCCCCACUCAGGCUUCUUCAGAAGAGGACUGACCCAUAGAGGAGCCCCCUUCUCCAGCUCCAAACUGUCCUUCCCUGCUUUCUUAGCCAACGGGCGUCCAAGUCCAGCCUCAGCCCGUAAGACCCCAGUGAGUCCUAUACAUCACCUGACCCCUAAAAAUGAUAUCGAGCUUAAGAAGAGGCAAGGCCUGCAGAUGUGGCAGAGAGCCACAAGUAAAGGAGAAAAGAUGCACCUGCUAGUCAACCUGAAGGACACCAAACAGACAUGCAGUGCCGUACCUUUCACUCAGCAUGUGACAGCAGAAGGAUGCAGCACAGUAACCGUGCACAACAAACUGUGCUUUGGCCAGUGCAGCUCUCUGUUUGUCCCGUCUGAAGGGGAAUUUGGAGGGCUUGGUGCCACUGGGACAGGGUCUCUCCACCACCGAGCCCCCUGCUCCCGUUGUGCCCCAUCCAAGUCUCACACUGUGACUGUGCCCCUACGCUGUGGAGUUGAGGUCAGGGAGAGGCGGCUGGUGGUGGUGGAGGAGUGCAAGUGUGAGACGGGCAGUGAAGAGAAGAGUGCUGAGGCUUCUACACAUCUUUAAUUUUUUUUGUUACAAAAUGUAUGACAGUUCAGUGUUUGUCUGAAGUUGUCUGAAGGAAGAAGAGGGGCUUUGUUUUGACUUUGUUUUCCCUAAUUGAAGAAAAACACUGAGACACUUGUAUUGUGUAUUAACAUGUGUAUCUGUAUUUAUAAUUGUUAAUGAGUCUGAAUGUGUUAUUCAGAAAAAUGUGUUGUUGUUGUGGUGAAUUCCACCACUGACUGAUGACUAAAUGACCUCUAUUCAGGUCAUGUUACAGACGGAUCUGUCCACACUGGACUUGUGUUAACAUUUGAAAAUGUGUUUGAAUUAAUCUAAACUGAAAUAUUUGGAUCUGUAAUAUUGUCAUUGAAGUGUCCCAUUUGUACCAACCCCAUUUGCCUUGCUUUGCUAAUUAGUUUUCUGCUAACACUGUUAGUUUCACGAGUGCAAUGUAGUUUGCAUGCCAUGCUCGAGUAAAAACAUGAAGAGCA